AUGCCGUCCAAGGGGAAGUACCUGUUGAACGACCAGGAGCUGAAAAAUGAAGCACUUUACCGCAAAUUCUCCUGCAUCAGCCAGUAUCAGCCGCUGGUGCUGCUGCUGGGCCUCUCCAUGCUCUCCUGUGGAAUCCUCCUCAUCCUCUUCUUCGCCCUCCGACUGAGCGCGAAGGACCACUGUGCCUUUGUGAGCGUAGUGAGCGGCAGCCUGUGUGUGUUUCUGGCCGUGUUCGUGCUGGUGUGCACCGAGAUGCUCUCACAGCGAUGGAGGCGUCUGCUGGGCCUGAUUGUUUGGGCCACGCACCUCACCAUGGGCUACACCUUCAUCUUCAGCGGCCCCAUCAUUCUGCCUUGGGACCAGGUGCCUUUCUUCCUCUUCAUCAUCUUCACCGUGUACACCAUGCUGCCAUUCGAGUUGUGGUACGCUGUGGUGCUGAGCAUCAUCUCCUCACUGUCCCACAUCAUGGUCCUCACACUGCGCCUCACCCUUUACGACGAUAAUCCCUCUCCUUACCUUGCCAACCAGCUGCUGUCCAAUGCAGUGGUGUUUCUGUGUGGCAGUGUGGUGGGAGCCUUCCAUAAGGUCCUGAUGGAGAAAACCCUGAGGCAGACCUUUCAGGACACCUUGAGGUGCUUGACCAUGCGGAUGAAGCUGGAGAUAGAAAAAAGACAACAGGAGAACCUGCUGCAGUCUGUGCUGCCCGUCUACAUCUCCAUGAAGAUGAAGCUUGCGAUCAUGGAGCGCUUGCAAGACUGUAAAGACAAAGAAGAACAACAGCGACUGGUGAAAGAUAACAACUUCCACAGUCUUUAUGUGAAGAGGCACGAGAACGUCAGUAUUCUAUAUGCUGACAUUGUUGGCUUCACCCAACUGGCCAGUGACUGUUCUCCCAAAGAGCUCGUCAUUAUGCUCAAUGAGCUGUUUGGAAAAUUUGACCAAAUUGCCAAGGAAAACGAAUGCAUGAGAAUCAAGAUCCUUGGAGACUGCUACUACUGUGUGUCAGGGUUGCCAGUCUCUCUGCCUAAACAUGCCAAGAACUGCGUCAAAAUGGGCCUGGACAUGUGUGAAGCCAUCAAGCAGGUACGGGAGGCCACAGGAGUGGAUAUCAACAUGAGAGUGGGCGUACACUCGGGCAACGUGCUCUGUGGCGUCAUUGGCCUUCGUAAGUGGCAGUUUGACGUGUGGUCACAUGAUGUCACGCUGGCCAAUCACAUGGAGUCAGGAGGCCUUCCGGGACGUGUCCACAUCACAGAGGCGACUCUGAAGCACCUGAACAAGGCUUACGAAGUGGAAGACGGCAACGGCCACCUCAGAGACCUUUACCUAAAAGAGCUCAACAUCCAAACCUACCUGGUCAUCGAUCCACGCUCUAAGGACCCAUCGCUGAACAGCCGCAACGCUAAACCUCGUGUGAAUGAUGGUCUGAAGAUGAGGGCGUCCGUGCGUAUGACCCGUUAUCUGGAGUCUUGGGGGGCCGUCAAACCUUUUGCCCACCUUCAGAACCGAGAGGGCUUCACCCCAGACGCUAUUGUCAACGGCAAGUCGCGCCCUAAGGAUAUCCCUCUACGAUCAGCCCCCAGCUCCAAGAUCCCUGAGAGCUUUGACGAGUCUCUAGAAGAGCCGUUCUCCCUGCCCACCCCUCCGUUCAGCAGCUAUAAGAACAAAUCCCAGAAGAGUAAGUUUGAUGAGGAGCUGCACAACGAGAUGACGACGACCAUAGAUGAGCUCAGCAGCAAGCAGUGGUCUAAGACUGAAGAAAGUGGCAGUUUAGCUGUGUGGUUUCCAAAGAAAGAUCUGGAAAAACAGUACCGAGCUCUUGACCUGCCGAUGUUCAAACACUAUGUCGGCUGUGCCACCGUCAUCUUCCUCUGCAUCUUUGUGGUUCAGAUGUUCAUCACAAAGGAUCGACAGAUGUUGGGGAUGUCAUUUGGAGUACUGGUGUGUGUGCUGCUGCUGACCCUGGCCAUCUGUUUCGCAGGUCACUUCCAGCGCCUGUUUCCAGAGAAGCUUUCACAGUGCCAGUGGCUGCCAGCUGUGUCUGAGGCGGUGGUGAAGCGGCCGUGUGUGCGCCUCCCUCUGGCCACCAUCACGACUGCGGUCAUUAUUAUCCUGGCAGUGUUUAACCUGUGCUUCGUCCAGACACCUGUGUCAGAAUGUCCCACUGAUAUUGACCCGCCGCACAGAAAUGAUUCUCAGGAGCAGCAAUUACAGGACAUCCUCUUCUACCUGCCUUACUCCGUGUACUGCUGCAUCCUGUCGCUCAUUGCAUGUGGGGUCUUCCUCCGCGUGAGCUUUGAGCUCAAAGUGCUCUUCCUCACCCUGGCCUCCACAGUGUACUACAUCAUCAUCCUCAGCACCAAAAGGGACCUCUUUAUAGUCUACGGAAAAGUGCUCCUCUAUCAGCAUCUCGACAGCUGGAACUGCAGCAGCCUUGAAGAUCACGCCAUCCUGACGUGGUUAGGUCUGGUGAAACACCCGCAGGUGAUGAGCUGCAUAUACAUCACGCUGUUCCUCGUCACGAUGUUCAUCAUCUCCCAACAGAACGAGUCGUGCUUCCGUCAGGACUUCGUGCUAAAGUAUAAGAACCGCACAGAGCAGGACGAAGUGGAGACCCGAGAGAACCUGAACCGCCUGCUGCUGGAGAACGUGCUGCCGGCCCACGUGGCCGCGCUGUUUGUCGGGGAGAAUAAGAAGAACGAGGACCUCUACUACAAGUCCUACGACUGCGUCUGUGUGAUGUUUGCCUCGGUGCCAGAUUUCAAAGAGUUUUACACGGAGUGUGAUAUCAACAAGGAGGGCCUGGAAUGCCUGAGGCUCCUGAACGAGAUCAUCGCUGACUUUGACGAGCUGCUGUCCAAACCAAAGUUCAGCGGUGUGGAGAAGAUCAAGACCAUUGGCAGCACUUACAUGGCUGCUGCAGGCCUUAGUGGGACGCCUGGUCAGGAGAACAAUCAGGACCGAGACAGGCAGCAGGCCCAGAUCGGGAUCAUGGUGGAGUUUGCCAUCGCUCUGAUUGGCAAGUUGGACGGCAUCAACAGACAUUCCUUCAAUAGCUUCAGGCUUCGUGUGGGCAUCAAUCACGGCCCGGUGAUCGCCGGAGUGAUCGGGGCGAGGAAGCCUCAGUAUGACAUCUGGGGCAACACGGUGAACGUGGCCAGCAGGAUGGAGAGCACCGGGGAGCUGGGGAAGAUCCAGGUGACGGAGGAAACGUCCGGUGUGCUGCACAAGCUGGGCUACUCGUGCGAGUGUCGAGGCCUCAUCAACGUCAAGGGCAAAGGGGAGCUGAAAACCUUCUUCGUGUGCACCGACAUGAGCAAGCAGCAAGGCAUGGGGCUGAGCUGAGGCCGACAGGAGACAGACUCGCGCACACACACCUGAUCGUGAUGCAGCCGUGGUCCCGGCAUGUUAACGAACACUGAAGCACAUUAAGGACUUUGCUACGUGACGCCGAAUCAACCAUUUUCCACUCCGGACCUGUUGAGCGGAUCAGGAUGUGGCCGUCACGGUGGAGAGAUGCUCGCCAUCUUUUUCUACACACGUUAACGUCCCGUGAUCGUUCACUUUUUGUAGUUUUUGUCUUUAACUUAGAUGUUUUUUGCGAUUAGAAAAUAAAUGUGUAUUGUACUAAUGCCAAAUAAUACAGUUGUGUAUUGUUGAAGACCUCGCUGGUCCUUAAAACAAAACGGAUUCUGUUUGGAUCAUAAUGCGACGGGCACGCCGCUGUUACUGUGUAACGAGCGUGACAUGUAAAGAUAUGUAGAGAAGUAGGCCGAGCUGCAAAUCCUAAAGUUACUUUAGCAGCACUUUUGCUCUGUGUGUGAACAUCUUCUAGGUUCCAGCUGCGUAGUUUAAUUUGACAUAUGAAAAGAUAUUUGCUGCAUUUUUAAGAGGAAAUUCACAAAUGCGUGUGCUGAACGUAUGUAACGUGUUUAUUCUGCGUGAUCUAACAACCGGCCUGCUGCAGCUCAGAUCACCUGAACUGAUUCGUCUCGUGGCCUUAUCUUCUGUGACCAUUGUGUCUGUAAUCGUGGUUACAUCAUCAUCAUAAUAAUAAUAAUAAUAAUGUAUUGGCCUUUAUGUGAACAAAUGUGACAUUGAAUUUUGUACAGUUACAGAAUGUGAUAAAUGUUUUCCUAAGUCUGCAGUUUGUUUCACAAGAUCCAAGGUUUAUAUACAUUAACAAAAACAGGUUUAUUGAAUGAAACGCAAACAAAAAGCACCUUCGUACAAAACUUAACUUAAUUAAACUGAAAGGGUGGAAUAUCAUUUAACAGCGACGACUGCAUCCGGACAGCUGGACACGGUCUCCAUCGGUUCGGCCGUCUCCUGCACUGAAAACAUACAACAGAAUAAUAUUAGAGGAAGUAUUCAGAUCCACACUGUGGGAAACUGUUAAACUAUUAUAUCAUUAAAGCAUUAAUUACAUGGUU
Messenger RNA from Cottoperca gobio, 4433 nucleotides. RefSeq names its product adenylate cyclase 7 (gene adcy7). Gene Ontology annotation, cellular component: plasma membrane. Gene Ontology annotation, biological process: intracellular signal transduction; cAMP biosynthetic process; adenylate cyclase-activating G protein-coupled receptor signaling pathway. The transcript has 26 exons. Gene Ontology annotation, molecular function: adenylate cyclase activity. The record is from RefSeq and is a predicted model, not a curated record. Bases 1 to 3345 code for a protein of 1114 amino acids. Lineage: Eukaryota; Metazoa; Chordata; Actinopteri; Perciformes; Bovichtidae.